UUCAUUCAAAAUAAGUACAUAUUAAUAUAAUUAGAUCACCCUGAUAUGCUAGUGUGCUGUUAUUUCAUGAGAAGUCUUAUUGUUUCUUGCAUUUAUGAAUUACAACGCCAUUUUGUGGCCCCUACAAGCUAUUUAUGUGUUAAUUUCGCGGAGUUUUGUGUUAAAAUAUCAAAGUUUUGUCUUAUGAUAGUAUAUUUUUCAGUGUUGAUUUUUUACGAAGCGUCUAUAAGUUAACGUCUGUGUUUGUGAAUAAAAGUUUGUAUUGUACUCUUUUCUAUACAUUUUGCUUUGUUUUUUAACGUAUAUGUUCCAUUUUAUAAGUGAAACAUACUUAAUUGUAAUUGACACGGAACUUAUAAUGUAUGAUUCAUAAUUUCGUAACAUUUUUUCUAUGAAACCGCUAUUCGUCGUUCGUGAAUUUAGUUGUUUGUAUAACCGUAAAAAAACAAUGGCAGGAAACUGCUUUCUUUUAACAUCGAUCUAAAUGUCUACUUUACACAUAAUACAUAUUACAUACUUAUCUUUAUAUUUUCGAAGUAAAACUUAUGUCUUAGUCUCCACUAGGAUUUCGCGCAAAAAAAACGGAAUGUGAAGAAUUUGAAAAUAGAACAAUUUACCCUAUUUUUUUUAUUUAUUUUUUAUUUCUUUUACAACCUCCUUUUAGUUAAAUUCAUUCUUAUUGUUCCAAUACUUGAUUCUUCACCCAUGGAUUUUAAUUAUUUUUAAUUAAUCAUUAGAUAAUGAGGUUAAAUAACCUAAAUUAGUGCCUUAAAUAGAUCUUUAGACCUCAUUAUAGUAAAAAUAAGUAAUUAAUUAACGAAAUAUACUAAGUAAUCACCAAAAUGAAAUUAUAUAAAGUGACAACUAUAAUUAAAAUGGCUCCUAGUGUAGUAUACCAUCUACAAGAGAGUUGUGUGUGCAUUAAAAAAGUGUUUAAAUGAAAAAAAUAAUCAUAGCCCGGAAAAUGAAUAAACAAGCAGAUAAUACUGCAGAUCAGAUGUUCUGCGUCCAAGAAAAAGAAAGAGCAUCGUUCUCAUCAGACAAAGACCCGUUAAGUAUAACCCAAACAGACUCCGAAGAGGAUGAACCGGAAGCAAAGAGAAUAAAAUACUCCCCGUUGAAUCUGCAGGUCUACCAAAUACCAACAUUCAACACACCGAAGUCACUAUCCAUAUACCCAACGAAUACACUACCAAAUUUUGUGAACAAUCCGUUAAACUUAGCCAAUCCGUUGUCCUUUGCAACGACAAGACCACAGAAUGGGGAGGCUUUAGUAAAAAAUUUGCAUAAUAGAUACUCUUUGCCCGCUAAGUUGACUAUAACUCCAGUUGUCAACGGUGAAGUUGUUCGGUAUAAGAAAAAUGGGGAGAUUGCCAAGAAACGUGGGCCUCCGAAAGGGUACAAGAGAAAACCUAAGGCGGAGAAGCUGGAGCUGUCGCAGAGUUUCAAUGGAAAUUUGCAGUCAACCACACUCCAGACUCAGAACACCAUACUAUCAAGUCUCCUAGCCGCGAACAAUACAACUAUAACUGGCGUCGGAGUGCCAACACCCAUACUGCCUGCUCCGGAACCUGUACAGGAGAUCAAGGUGCCUGAAGGUACAGAGCUGGUGGAACUGCUGCUAGAUCCUGAGGACUGGUUUCCGACGGAGCCCUAUAAGAUGGUGUUCAGUCGCAAGAAGAACCCCAAAUGGAAAAACUUCCCCUACCAGUGUGAACACUGUUUUAAAGGUUAUCGCGUAGCCUCAACAUUAAUAACGCACGCGGCGGAGCGCCACGGUUGCGUGCCGAAGGACUUCGCGAUCCCCUGCCCAUGCUGCCCACACGUGUCCACGAGAAGAAAACAUCACAAAAAACAUCUGGAAACCCAUGAGAGUCGGAGACAUAGGAUAUUUUGUCUAUACUGCCUACCUCCACACGAUCCAUCAGAGCCGUUCGUAAAAGAACCGCAGAAAUACCCUUUCGACAAGUAUCCUCAAUUCUGGUAUGCGUCCGAAGAGUCUCUCCGGCUCCAUAAGAAAAGGAAGCACCCUUAUUCCGGCAUGUUUAACGUAAGCUGGUUUGGCACGUGGCGAGACGCAGUCCCUAACAGCUAAAACAAGGUAUUUUAGUAGUAUUUUAACCCCCCACACUGGCAACACUCAGUAUUUUUAUACAACUUGGUAGCUUUUAAUUUUUUACAACUGGCAACUUUGGUAGGAUAGUUGUUUUUUGUGAUUUUUUUUGACAGUUUUUUUUUAUUUUUUGUACGUAAUGUAUGUAUUGUUUUUUUUAAGGAUAGCAAUAUAUGUAAUGUAGUGUGGUAGGAUUUAUGUGAUCGAAAGAAUUGUAAUUCCAAAAUCGAGUGAUAUCAUAAUAUGGUAACAUUGUAUGUAUUUGUAAUUCGUAUUUUUGUUGGCAACAUUAAUUUUAAGAACAUUUUUAAUAUGAUUUUUACAAGACUGCUGAUUGAGAAUGGAAUUUGAAAUAUGUUUAUUUUGUCCAUCAAAUUAGAUUAUUAAAAUAUUAAAGUCCACUGGCUCAUAACUUAUAAUUAUGUAUCCUGCAGCUGUAGCCAAAUGCCAUUUAGCGCAUCGACAUAUACUAAUUAGAGAUGCACCGAAUAUCCGGCUUAUCCGGCCGUUAUUUACUAUCCGGCCGGAUACCGGAUAGUAAACUUGGUAGAUUUUAAAAAUGAAAUCUAAAUAAAGACACAGUAGUAAUUGAAUCUUGUUAUUAUUUUAAACAAUUUUAACUUUUUCUAAUAACAAGUCAAAACCUGCACGGUGAGCGGCGUGGCGGUACGCAUACGCACCUACGUAACUUAAAAUGUAGGUAUCACACUGCCGUCCGGCCGAAUAUCCGGUAUCCGGCCAAACAACUAUUCGUUGCAUCUCUAAUACUAAUGGACAUGCCAUACACUUAUAAUCUGCAGUAAUUUUGUGGUUCGAAUAGAGUGAGAGAGAUGGCCUAUGUUUUCGGUCUAGCGCUAUCUCUUUCUCGCUCAUAACGUCUUAACUACGGUACUAUUUUGAGAGAGAUAAAGAUAGACCGAAAGUUCAUUUCCUCUCUUUCUUUCGGAGUGCCACAAUUCUCAUCUCUAAGGCAUGUCCAUUAGUAUAUGUCGAUGAUUUAGCGUUUGUCUACUUGUAGAGUAGAAAACUAAGUUAUAUGGAAUUGACGUAAAUUUUGACACUUGUCAUUAUCAUCCCCAUACAUUUUGAUUUCUACUCUCUCUGUAGACAAGCGCUAAAGUGGCGUUUCGCUAAAGGCCCUGGUAUAGCUUUGUAAGUAAUUGAGCAUACAGUUCACUUUAUCAUUUCAAUCGAUAGCAUCGUAUGGCCUGUUUCACCGACAACCCCUAAACCAUAUCACCCCUAAACUAUCUUAACUACGAGCUUGACGUAACACUUAAACUCACUUACUGUUAGGUGUCACUAUAACCAAAAUGGCGCUAAGUGUCACCUAUCUUAAUCUAGUGGUUCCUUAAAAUUUAGGAGAGGUUGAUGGAAAUUGGCUUUCGUGUCUUAUAUUUUAAUUAUUUAUAUUGAUGGACUAAAAUAUAUAGAUUUUACACCCUAUGAAUAGGGUAGACGCCUAAUUUCUAUUUUAAUGCCCGUCUGAUAGAUUAUUUUAAAUCAUUAGACACGUAUUUUUUAUUUUCU
Spodoptera litura is the source of this 3643-nucleotide messenger RNA. RefSeq lists its product as uncharacterized. NCBI's taxonomy places the organism in Eukaryota, Metazoa, Arthropoda, Insecta, Lepidoptera, Noctuidae. The record is from RefSeq and is a predicted model, not a curated record.